AUGAUUUUUUUUUGCAGGCCAAUAGUGCUCGGAGUGGUUCAGGAGGGUGAUAUCGAUCUUGUUCGUAUUUGUUGCUUUAAUGAGUCACAAGUUCUGUCUGUGAGCAGAGGUGCUCUGGAGGUGCCGGCCGGGGCGGCUGUGGCUAACCUGCAUUUCUGGAAGGUGGCUUGCCCGGCUGCUGGAAGGAGCAGGCGGAUCCCGGGCUGCCAGCAGAAGCGGCUGCGGCUUCUCCGGCUGCGAGCGGAGACCCUGCAUGGGCUGCAGCCAGCUUACAGCUGCUGGAUCAUCGGGACACUUACAGAAACUUGGUGUCCUCGCAGGUGUUCCGGGUGCUCUGCUCAGAAACACCCGCCCCCACCAGCCAGCAAAAGCUACGAGUGGCAACAAAAAGCCUCAAACGCGUCCCAAAGCCGUGGGAGCAGCCGGGCUGGCAGCGGGAUCCUCUCCAGUCCCCGAUCCUGGUGCAAGGACAGGGAGUCGCAGCUCGGACACAGAGAUGCUGAGAGCGUUCGCACCCCGAGGCAGGUCCCAUCCCGCUGUCACGUAGCGCUGCUGGGUGACUCUUGCUGCUCGCUGUCCCCAGCGCUGCUGGCCUCUGCUUCCUCUCACCAAAUGGGUGGAGAACUGGCCUGGGAGCAGCGCACGAAGGAGAUGUGCUGGUGAGGGAGCUGCGUGCAUCCUCCCCACCUGCUGAGGCUGGGCACACGUCACCCCGGUUCCUCUCCUGGCCACCAGCUGCCGUGGCUCAGGACAGCAUUGCCACCCGCCCUGCACACCGGUGGAUUUUGGAGGCUGCUGUGCUUUGGAGAGGGAACAGCCUUGUGCACAAGGACAGCACAGCUUGCCCAGGUCGCCUCCCUCCUUGCGCUCCCUGCAGCCUGAGGGACCUUGCGGAGCGUCACGUAAGGAUUUUGCUUUGGGGUUUGUCUCUCUGAUGUGUUGAGGAGGUGAGGCUGGGGCCCUGGAGCUGCAGAGCUCCAGCUGGUAGUGCCAAGGGGAGUGAUCGGUCCUGUCCUUGUUCCUGCCUGCGUGAGGGGAGCACCGGUCUGCAUUUAGCAAUGCCAACAGCCCGGUACCAUACAAACUGCCCCUCUCCUGUGGCUGCUGAGCACCAAGAGGAAAGCCCUCACCCUGCUGGGCAGGGGGAUCCAGCACGCCGGCCCU
This is a messenger RNA of Oxyura jamaicensis (ruddy duck), 1164 nucleotides long. RefSeq lists its product as uncharacterized. The transcript has 5 exons. Lineage: Eukaryota; Metazoa; Chordata; Aves; Anseriformes; Anatidae. The record is from RefSeq and is a predicted model, not a curated record. The coding region runs from base 1 to 663 and encodes 220 amino acids.